Phragmites australis (common reed) is the source of this 1909-nucleotide messenger RNA. Its product is annotated as phosphatidylinositol/phosphatidylcholine transfer protein SFH11-like. Lineage: Eukaryota; Viridiplantae; Streptophyta; Magnoliopsida; Poales; Poaceae. The record is from RefSeq and is a predicted model, not a curated record. The transcript is spliced from 13 exons. Bases 435 to 1760 code for a protein of 441 amino acids.
AGCUUGACUUUGCUUCCGAGUGGCGCUGACGCAUCGAUCCUUCCUUUCUCGCCUCCCCACCGCCCCUCCCCCCUUUUUCCCAGCUGCGACUCCUGCAGGGAGGCUGGCGAGCCGGGCUCACGUGACGGCCUGUCGCUGAGGUCUGAGGAGGAAGAAGAAUGCCGCCGCCUCAGGUUCCCUCGCCCUCAGCGUGCCCGUGGGGAGACGGCAGAGAUUCGGCCCCCCUUAUCGCCGCACGCCGAAGCAACCUCCCCCCGCGCCGCACGCCCGCCACGUCGCCCAAGGCAUCCAUUUUUAUAACCUCCCAACCCAAGACGGAGGGCGGCUAGUUUAUACGUGAAGAAUAUUUUGCCGUAAUCCGAGCGCUGCCGAUUUCACCCGCUGCUUAUUGGCACCUCCUUCAAGUACGGAGCAAAAGCACCUCCAGAUCAAAGAUGAGCUUCAGAUCUGUUGAGCAGUUACUUAGGAGGAACAGCAAGACCAAAGUUUCUCGCAAUAUUGUUAAUGGCAUCCAUAACCAGAAGGAAGAGCAGUGUGUGCAAUCCUUGAGGGAGUUAGUUCUUGCAAGCAACCAGCUCCCGGAGAAGUUUGACGAUUAUCAUGUCCUUCUACGCUUUCUGAGAAUGAGAGGCUUCAACAUCUUAAAGGCAAAAGAGAUGUUCUUAAAUAUGUUAAAAUGGCGUGAAGAUUGUUCUGUUGAUACCAUUGCAAAUGAUUUUAAAUUUGAGGAGUAUGAUGCUGUGAAAAGAUGCUAUCCUCAUGGAUUUCAUGGAGUUGAUAGAUUUGGAAGGCCUCUAUAUAUCGAACGGAUUGGCUUGGUGGAUCUCAGUAAGCUCAUGCAAGUGACUAGUAUUGAUCGCUUUGUAAAAUAUCAUAUAUCAGAACAAGAGAGAACUGUAUCUGUGAGAUAUCCUGCUUGCUCAGUUGCAGCAAAGAAGCACAUUGCCUCUACAACGGCCAUAUUGGAUGUGAAAGGAUUGGGGAUGAACAACUUUUCAAAAUCUGCAAGAGAGUUGUUCAUAGAGAUCCAAAAGAUCGAUAGCAAUUACUAUCCAGAGACAUUAAAUCAACUUUACAUAAUAAAUGCUGGAUCUGGAUUUAGAGCGCUGUGGAGAGUAUUGAAAGCAUUCAUGGAGGCAAGAACUUUAGCAAAAAUUCAGGUUCUGGGGAGCAAUUACCUUAACACAGUAUUAGAAACUGUUGACCCAAGCAAUUUACCAGACUUUUUAGGUGGAACAUGCACUUGUUCUGCAACAGGAGGAUGCUUGCUCCAAGAUAAAGGACCGUGGACUGACCCGGAAAUGGUUCGUGCUUCUAAGGAAGCAUUUGGUGAAGGUCAGAAGUCUUCCAAUGAACUGACUGCUACAGUUGCCUGUGAAAGCUUCACAGGUUGUCAGGAGCCUUCUGCGGGACAAGUAGAUUCCACUUCUUGUAGGAAAAGAACUCUUGGCAUGUUGUUAAAGGAUAACCAGGUCGGCACUCACACAAGUGAAAAUAGUCGACAGAAACAAGUCAAUGAACAGAUUUCAGGGAAGAUCCAAGAACUUGAAGAAUGCGUUGCUCAAACUAAGGAGACCCUGCAGACACUAAUAUGUAAGCAGCAAGAACUUGCAAGCCACAUCGACCAGUUGAGGAAAAUCCUUCAGGGUGGUGUGAGUGCAGAUAAGAAAGGUAACAUACAAAACUUGGAAGUGAAAAUGUCCUUCCCCAAAGGAGGAGAAAGGGGAAAAGGUGAAAAAGAAGUCAUCAUUGCAUUUUAAAGAAGAAAUCGGCAGUUUAGAUUGUUUUCAGUGAUGAUUCUUUGACCCUUGUCAGCUGGUAGAACAUUACAUUGCGAAUGCAUAGUACACCGUGAUGAUUUCACAAUGCUGUGUACUUGUCGCAGGAAGAGAAGAGCUGUAUCAUGUUA